UCAGUGUACUGUAGGUACAGCGUAGAUUCAUCCAAAUAUUUACAGACUUUUAUAUCAUGUUAUUACUAGAGUCUUGUUCAGACUAUUUUAGCCUGGGUUUAAUUCCACUUGCUGUCUGGAGCAUAGUCGUGAACAUCUUGUUAUAUUUUCCAAAUGGGGAAUCCUCGUAUGCUUCAAAUAACCAGCUUACUAAUUACGUUUGGUACUUUCAAGGGAUCUGCUUUGGAGGAAUCAUGAUACUUAUUAUCGCCACUGUCCUUCUACUGGUGGAUAAUUAUAAAUGCUGUACAUCUUGUUGUUUGGGCAGAACAGGACAAAAAGCAAAAUAUUUGCGGCUUGGAUCACCUGUUUUUGCCUUUCUUGGGCUUCUCUUCUCAGGAUAUUCUUUAAUUAUCUCUUCUUUGGGAUUAGUGCAAGGACCGUUCUGCAAAACAUCCAUCGCCUGGGAAUAUCCCUUUAUAAAUACAGCUGGAGGGUAUCUUACUGAAUUCUCCACCUGGUCUCAGUGCUCCGAGCCCGCCAACGUGGUAGAAUGGAACGUCAUUUUAUUCUCCAUCCUGAUUGCACUCAGUGCUCUGCAAGUGAUUUUCUGCUUAUUCAAAGCCGUAUAUGAUAUUAAGGUCAUCUUUUGUGGCACACACUCGGUAAUCGUUCAGCCAGAAGAGAUCUAAAGACCCAGAUCUUGCAUUUCGUUGUUAAAUAAACUAAGAAUUGUGAUAAUGAGUAUUUCAAUAAGAGACUGUAUUGUAUUCUUUGGGGAAAUAUCUCCCAGAAUCCUCUAUGGUAGGGUCACGAUGACUAAGUAACUUAAAUCACAAGGCUCUAGCACACUUAUAGUGCAGAAGGCUUUCAGGUUGUACCAUACCUGCCAACUACCCUUCUCUAGAGCGGACUGUCUUCUUUGGGAUGCGUAUUCCUCUGUCCAUCUUUCUUCUCCGAUGUCUUUAUUUUCUAUGGCUAUGGUGGGAAUCAUGUUCUACAGCAUGAAAGGUCACAGCAAUAUGUAUUUGGACAUAAGAUCAUGUGUAAAUAAAAUGCAACAUUUUCUCCCAGGUA
Spea bombifrons (plains spadefoot toad) is the source of this 1056-nucleotide messenger RNA. It is a transcript of the gene TM4SF18, whose product is annotated as transmembrane 4 L six family member 18. Gene Ontology annotation, cellular component: membrane. The record is from RefSeq and is a predicted model, not a curated record. Bases 57 to 671 code for a protein of 204 amino acids. NCBI's taxonomy places the organism in Eukaryota, Metazoa, Chordata, Amphibia, Anura, Pelobatidae. The transcript is spliced from 5 exons.